Molecule: messenger RNA, 523 nt
Organism: Ruditapes philippinarum (Manila clam)
Lineage: Eukaryota; Metazoa; Mollusca; Bivalvia; Venerida; Veneridae
Product: histone acetyltransferase KAT2B-like
Exons: 5
Biological process (GO): positive regulation of transcription by RNA polymerase II; chromatin remodeling
Cellular component (GO): histone acetyltransferase complex
Molecular function (GO): protein binding; histone H3 acetyltransferase activity
Source: RefSeq, a predicted model, not a curated record
AUGAUACACAAGAUCAACAAGGGUUUCUCCAAGGACAUUAAGCUACCAAAGUCAGCUUAUCUAGGAUAUAUCAAGGAUUAUGAAGGGGCAACACUUAUGGGAUGUGAACUUAACCCUAGAAUCUGCUGUACCGAGUUCUCUAAGACAAUACGCAAACAGAAAGAGAUUGUAAAGAAAAUAAUAGAACAAAAGCAAGAAAAGUUCACGAAGGUGUAUCCAGAUUUGACGUGUUUUAAAGACGGAGUACGACAUAUUCCUAUCGAGAGUAUUCCAGGUCUUCAAGACUGUGGCUGGAGACCUGCACCUGAUAAACCGAAGGAACCUGUAAUGGACUCGGAUCAGCUCUACAACAUCUUUAAAACAAUUCUACAGCACUACAAGCCAAAUUAUAUACUAGCAUUGUUAAUAGAAAAAAACAACUUCCCUGUGUUUUACAGACUCAUGCUAGUGCUAUGGCCUUUCCUGAAACCAGUGGAGAAAGCUGAAGCCCCUGAUUAUUAUGAUUACAUCAAGUUUCCUAUGG